AUGUUGGACGAUGCAGUAAAAGCUCGACUAAUCGUCUCCAAACUCGACGCCGUCACAUAUGCCCAAUUCACGAACCAUAUUCUCCCUAAAAGAGCAUGCGAUGUGCCCUUAACGGACACCGUGGUUGUUCCGAAGGAAUUGUUCGGACAUAAGAUGUCAGUAUUCGAGAGACGCUACGCUUACCUCAAAACACAGCGAAAUGAGGAAAGUCUCCGCGACUACACCGGAUUGGUCAAUCAGCGCCAUGCCAUGGCUGAAUUCAAUGACGUCACACCUGAGCAGAUGAAAUGCCUCGUAUGGAUAUGUGGACUUGGCGCCCCGCAACAUGCCGAUGUACGCGCUCGUGCCCUUCGCAAGAUGGAGGACAACCCUUAA
Messenger RNA from Necator americanus (New World hookworm), 375 nucleotides. RefSeq lists its product as uncharacterized. The transcript has a single exon. NCBI's taxonomy places the organism in Eukaryota, Metazoa, Nematoda, Chromadorea, Rhabditida, Ancylostomatidae. The record is from RefSeq and is a predicted model, not a curated record. Bases 1 to 375 code for a protein of 124 amino acids.